Haliaeetus leucocephalus (bald eagle) is the source of this 1926-nucleotide messenger RNA. RefSeq names its product dihydrouridine synthase 1-like (S. cerevisiae) (gene DUS1L). Gene Ontology annotation, biological process: tRNA processing. The record is from RefSeq and is a predicted model, not a curated record. Gene Ontology annotation, molecular function: flavin adenine dinucleotide binding; tRNA dihydrouridine synthase activity. The transcript has 15 exons. NCBI's taxonomy places the organism in Eukaryota, Metazoa, Chordata, Aves, Accipitriformes, Accipitridae. Bases 1 to 1512 code for a protein of 503 amino acids.
AUGGAGGUCAAUCAGGUGGAUCGCUUCCACCUCUCUGCCCUAAUCAUCCGACACCAAGGACUGGCAAGACCCCCUCGUGUAGUCCAAGUUCUUGUGACGUUCAGCGACGGCCUCACCUUGGUAUCUGACAGGGACGGAGGCCAAAGUGCAAAACCAAAAAUGCUGCUCAGGCCUCACGCGCUCAAGUGGGGGAGGCGCCGCAAAAGCAAGUCAGCGCUGCCAGAUGCGCCCUCGCCCUCGUCCUCCGCCCCCUUCGUGUUAACAAAUCCAGACGUUCUCCAGAUCCGCUUCUGUGCCAAUGACCCUGAAGUGUUUGUCCAAGCAGCACUGUUAGCUCAGGAUUAUUGCGAUGCCAUAGACCUAAAUUUGGGUUGCCCCCAAAUGAUUGCAAAGAGAGGUCACUAUGGAGCAUUUCUGCAAGAAGAGUGGGACCUUCUUCAGAGAAUGAUUUUACUGGCUAACGAGAAGCUCUCUGUUCCCAUCACAUGCAAAAUCCGCGUUUUCCCAGAAAUUGACAAGACAGUGAAGUAUGCACAGAUGCUGGAGAAAGCUGGCUGCCAGCUGCUGACUGUGCACGGCCGUACUAAAGAACAGAAAGGACCGCUUGCUGGUGUGGCAUCUUGGGAGCACAUUCAAGCUGUCAGAAAAGCUGUAAGCAUUCCUGUAUUUGCAAAUGGAAACAUCCAGUGUCUCAGUGAUGUGGAAGAAUGUAUCCGUAAGACAGGAGUGCAUGGUGUCAUGAGUGCAGAAGGUAAUCUUCAUAACCCAGCCUUGUUUGAGGGCCGAAACCCAUUGGUGUGGGAGAUGGCUGAGGAGUAUCUGGAGAUAGUGCAGAAGUACCCUUGUCCAUUGUCUUAUGUUAGGGCUCAUCUCUUCAAGCUCUGGCAUCACACGCUUCAAGUUUACCAGCAGCUGCGUGAAGAAUUAGCAAAAGUGAAGACUCUAGAGGGCAUUGUAGAUGUCAACAGGGAGCUGAAACUACGAUGCCAGGAAGAAAUAGCUAAUCAGAAAGAAGGAGAAAAGCCAAAAGAAGGGUUGCCUUUUUUCCACUGGAUCUGUCAGCCAUACAUCAGGCCAGGGCCAAAGGAGAGAUGCAAGGAGAAUGGAGCCAGUGGGACUGAAAAAGGGGUGCGAGGGAAACGUGCUCUGGAAGAGGAAGAAGAUGGAAAUUCUGAGCUUCUGUCAAAGAAUAAACAAAAAAAGAAGUUAAGAAAUCCAAAUAAAAGCUUUGAUCCAUCUUUAAAACCCAAAUAUGCGAAAUGUGAUCAAUGUGGAAACCCUAAGGGCAAUAAAUGUGUGUUUAACAUGUGCCGAGGAUGCUGCAAGAAAAGAGCAUUCAAAGAGACAGCAGACUGUCCAGGUCAUGGAUUACUUUUUAAGACCAAAUAUGAAAAAUCCCUUUCAUGGCAGAGUAGUCAAAGAGUAAUUCAAAACCCAGAGAUCAGUCGGAGAGGAGAUGUAGAUGUGGGGGAGACUGCUGUACUGAAGGAGGCUGGUGACAGUGCAGUGUGAAGCUUUGGAAAUGAAUAGUUAAAGACUCCUGCCAGGCCUCUGCUUCCCUGGGCCAAAGAACAUGCCGUCUCCAGCUCACCGUCAGCUGUGUGAACUUGUUCCACAGGUUUAUUUUUAAGUUCUGGAAAAGUUUUAUUUAAGUAAAAAGCUGCUUACUCAGGGAAUUAUCCUGCAUUUGAAAUAAAAAGGAUGCAAUUAAAUUUCUCAUUCUGUGUUUUAAGGACUGAAAAUGCUGCAUUUUGGGGUGGGGGCAACCUAUGUAAGUUGCCAUCAUAAUCUGCCUCUUGUAUGUUCAUUAGCCCUUCAUGUCCUGUUUUUAAUAUUGGGGAAUAAAUGUCUUGUAUUAGAACAGCCUUCUGGCACUAAAAAAUAGCAAUGUCAAUUGAGUUCUUCACUAAUAGAAAAUGUGUCACA